UAGACACCAGGGCGGUGCGAAGCUGCCUUUUUUACCGUUGCGUCUGCACGGAGGAGGUGGAGAGUAGGAGGGUCGACGGAGGAAGGCACACCAGAAGGAUGGAUGAAGCUAAAACAGGGGGAAAUAUGGUUGCAGGCUGCACAAUUGGGCCGGGGGGAGCUCGAGCGCACAGCGAUGAGCUCGUGAGAUCAGUGUCGCUCCACUGCCGCAGGCCACGCGCACUGCACGGUACAGUGUUCCCGUUCCUACUCCUCUACCCGUGCUGUUUGUAUAUGUGGUUUGGAGUUUACGAUGGUGCCGAGUGCGUUGAGGCCGGCCUGCUUGCGCUCGCCGCUAUCGGGAUCGCGCACGUCCUCACAAUGCUCUCUGGCUACUGGUCCGUGCACGCGCACUGCUGGCUCACCUGUUUUAAGGAGUCCGAUCCAGACAAGGCCACCUUUGCAAAAGUCAUUCCGAUGCCUAACAAUGGCUCAGCUGAAUUAGUGCCUCUUCUGAGGGAUAAGGAUGAGGGUGGAGAGGAAAUUCUGUCCUUUGAAUUCCAGAAGAUCCGGUAUGUAUAUGACAGCAAAGAGAAGAAGUGCUUUUUGCAAGUGGCAUUUCCAAUCAACUAUCCCAUGAGUUAUUUCCAAAACUGGAAAGGCUAUCAGGAGGAGGCUCAACUACAUGCUGCAGAGAAAUGUUACGGCAGCAAUCGUGCAGAGAUGGUGGUGCCAGAUUUCCUGGAGCUCUUCAAGGAGAGAGCCACAGCCCCCUUCUUCGUCUUCCAGGUGUUUUGUGUGGGUCUGUGGUGUUUGGACGAAUACUGGUACUACAGUGUCUUCACACUCUUCAUGCUUGUGGCAUUUGAAGCAUCUCUGGUGCAACAGCAGAUGAGAAACAUGUCAGAGAUCCGCAGGAUGGGAAACAAACCAUUUAUGAUCCAGGUCUACAGAAACCGAAAAUGGAGGCCUAUCUGUAGUGAUGAAUUAGUGCCUGGAGACAUUGUCUCAGUCGGGCGUUCUCCUCAGGAUAACCUGGUUCCUUGUGAUGUUCUUCUACUGCGAGGGCGGUGUAUAGUGGAUGAGGCCAUGCUAACAGGAGAGUCUGUGCCUCAGAUGAAGGAACCUGUGGAAGACCUGGACCCUGAGAGAACUCUGGACCUGCAUGCCGACUCCCGUCUGCACAUCAUCUCAGGUGGCACCAAAGUGGUUCAGCACAGCCCACCUCUCAGAGCAAGUUCUGGACUGAAACCUGUAGACAACGGCUGUGUUGCUUAUGUUUUACGGACGGGAUUCUACACUUCUCAGGGCAAAUUAUUGAGAACAAUUUUGUUUGGAGUGAAGCGGGUGACAGCCAACAACUUGGAAACAUUCAUCUUUAUCCUCUUCCUAUUGGUGUUUGCCAUUGCUGCAGCUGUGUAUGUUUGGGUCGAAGGGAUGAAGGACCCGAGCAGAAACAAAUACAAGCUGUUUCUGGAGUGUACUCUGAUCCUCACAUCAGUAGUGCCACCCGAGUUACCCAUAGAGCUAUCACUGGCUGUUAACACAUCGCUUAUUGCUCUGGCCAAACUCUAUGUGUUUUGCACAGAACCUUUCAGGAUCCCCUUCGCUGGAAAGGUAGAGAUUUGCUGCUUUGACAAGACUGGCACCCUGACAAGUGACAGCUUAGUAGUUCGUGGUGUAGCAGGACUCAGAGAGGGGAAAGAAGUGACUCCAGUUUCAGAGAUCCCAGUGGAGACUCAUCGGGUGGUGGCUACAUGCCAUUCGCUGGUCACACUGGAUGAUGGACUGCUAGUGGGUGACCCACUGGAGAAGGCCAUGCUGACCGCAGCAGACUGGACACUCACUAAAGAUGAGAAGGUGUUUUCUCGCACCAUAAAGACUCCAGGUCUGAAGAUUCAUCAGAGGUUUCAUUUUGCUAGUGCUCUGAAGAGGAUGUCAGUCCUGGCGUCAUAUGAGCGGAUGGGCUCCACUGAGUUCAGCUUCAUCUCCACUGUGAAAGGAGCUCCAGAGACACUGAGGGACAUGUUCUCAGAGUGUCCAGCCAACUAUGACGAGGUACACAGAGAGAUGUCACGUGAGGGGGCGAGAGUUCUCGCACUGGGGUAUAAAGAGAUGGGCCACCUGAGCCAUCAGCAGGUUAGGGAGGUGAGUCGUGAGGUACUGGAGUGUAACCUGCACUUUGCAGGGUUUAUGGUCGUCUUCUGCCCUCUGAAGAAUGACAGCAAAGCUGUUAUCAGAGAGAUUCUAGAGGCCUCGCACCAUGUAGUAAUGAUUACAGGUGACAACCCUCUAACAGCCUGUCAUGUAGCCAGAGAGCUGCAUUUCAUUCAGAAAGAGCACACACUCGUACUGCAGCCAGGCCCUAGUCAAGCUAAAUGGAAGUGGGAAUCCAUAGAUGGCAGUGUGUGCCUUCCUCUACCUCAUUCCUCAGUGCCAGAUUUGGUCAGUCAGUAUGACCUUUGUGUCACAGGAGAGGGGCUGACCAAGUUGACACAUGACCCGCGUUUACUCAAUGCCCUGCUUCCUCACGUGCGAGUCUUCUCUCGUGUCAGCCCCAAACAGAAGGAAUUUGUCAUAACCAGUCUAAAGGGACUGGGUUUUGUUACGCUGAUGUGUGGAGAUGGCACAAAUGAUGUUGGUGCACUAAAACAUGCCCACAUAGGGGUCGCUCUGUUGGCUAAUUCCCCGGAGCGGAUGCCAGAGAAAAAGAAGAAAAUCAAAGAAAAGGAGUUCUCUGCUGGAGAGCCCAAACAUGGACCUCCAGUCCCAAGUUCAGGGGUCAAACUCAGUUCCCGUGGUGCAAAACAGAAAAUGAUAGCCCACAGAGAGGAGCAACUAGCAGCACAAAAGGAGAGGAUCAGUCAGGCAUUGCGAGAGUUAGAGGAAGAUCAGAUUCAAGUAGUAAAACUGGGUGACGCCUCAAUCGCUGCUCCAUUUACCUCCAAACUGUCCUCCAUUCAGUGCAUCUGUCAUGUGAUAAAACAGGGGCGCUGCACUCUAGUGACCACCCUGCAGAUGUUUAAGAUCUUGGCAUUGAACGCUCUGGUGCUGGCUUAUAGUCAGUCUGUUCUCUACCUGGAAGGGGUAAAAUUCAGUGACCUCCAGGCGACACUUCAGGGCCUACUGCUGGCCGGCUGCUUUCUCUUCAUCUCAAGGUCAAAGCCUCUCAAGACCUUGUCCAAAGAGCGGCCUUUACCUAACAUCUUCAACCUGUACACUGUCCUGACAGUCCUGCUACAGUUUGCGGUCCACUUCUGCAGUCUGGUGUACCUGUACAAAGGGGCUCAGAGCAGAAGCCCACCCAGGGCAGAGCAGUUUGUGGAUCUGUACAAAGAGUUUGAGCCCAGUCUCAUUAAUAGUACUGUAUACAUCAUGUCCAUGGCCAUGCAAAUGGCUACAUUUGCCAUUAACUAUAAGGGUCACCCCUUCAUGGAAUCUCUCUGCGAGAAUCGGCCCUUGCUUUGGAGCAUCGCUUUAUCAGGACUCGCAAUAGUAGGACUGCUGACAGGAUCAUCGCCUGAAUUCAAUGAGCAGUUUGCCUUAGUGGAUAUUCCAACUGAGUUUAAGUUGAUAAUAGCACAGGUCCUAAUCUUGGAUUUUGUCGCCGCCCUGCUGGUGGAUAGAGUUUUGCAGUUCCUGCUGGGCAAAGGAACCCUGAGGUUGCCUAAAUGAACUGUUGUUGCCAACAGUCACCAAAGCAGCUGCUGCCCCUAGUGACCAGACUGUGAACGAGCGUUACAGGAAUACGGUACCUGAGUGGUGGAGAACUCUGCGAGAUGCAAAGGCAGGCGUGAAACUCAAUACUGUUCACACCCCAGUGUUUACUUUUCCUCCCUGACUCUGUCUUUGCUCUUAAUUUAACACUUUAGCUAUAGUUACUUUCUACUGACAUCUUUAACCACACUCUCUCUGCUCUGAAGGCCAAGAAAACUACAGUAUUGUGUUGAAGGUGAGAGUGUGUUUUGGUGCAGUUGAAGCACACAGCUAUGGCAGGGGCAUUUUGUAAAAUUUCAAAGCAUUUGUUUUUUUGUUGAUGUUUUCAUCAUUUUUGUAUAAAGUCAGAUCUCUGAAAGACUUAUAAAUGACCAAAAUACAAAAACAGUUGCUGUUUUAUUAUUUAUCUGCAUAACUAACUCAUUUUACACUACCAAAAUAGUUACAAAUAAGUACCAUGGUAUACAUCAAAGUAUCAUGGCGGUAACAUCACUGAACCAUGGUACCCAUUAAAAUAUAAUGUAAGAGACAACACCGUAAAGAGCCAUUCACUAAACUGUAAAGUGACUGACAGUUAUGGGAUAGUUCAAUAUUUAAGUCCUUUUUUACUAUAAAUUAUCCUCCUGCCUAGUAGUUUGCAAAGAAUGUGAAAAACAAAAGGUGGAGAUUUAUAGUAAAAAGGACUUUAAUAUUGAUCUGUCUCACACCUAAACCUAUCAUAUUGCUUCUGAAGACAUGGAUUUAUGCACUGAAUUCUUAUGGAUUACUUUUAUGCUGACUGUGUUUUUGAGCUUCAACGUUCUGGUCCCCAUUCACUUGUAUUGCAUGGAUUUACAGAGCUGAAAUAUUCUUCUAAAAAUCUUAAUUUCUGUUCUGUAGAAGAAAGUCAGACACAUGUGGGAUGGAAUGAGAGUGAAUAAAUGAAGAGUUUUUUUUUUUUUGGGUGAACUAUCCAGCAGCAUAGGCUACUUAAAAAACUAAACAUGGCAGCUUCAAAAUUCACAUUUGGGAUAUGACCGUGUGUAGAUUAUGAAGUAGAAGAAUACAUAAAAAUAUCUUCAAGUAAUGUUUACCACAGAUCUUAUUUUACUCAUAAAUCCAAAACUGCCAUUAUAAAAACCCAUAGAAAAAUCCUGAGGGAACCCAAGUCAAAUUCUAAUUGAAUUACAACCUGACCAGCUGUAUUGCAGUGUGAGCAUGUGAAACGUUCAUUGACAGGAUCCUCGCACAUCCUGGAAAACCUGGAAUUUUGCAAUGCCGUUUUCCAGUCAUGGAAAAUGAGAAAAAUGUCUAAAUGUCCUGGAAAAUAAUUUGGUAUAAUAAAAUUGUUUGACUGUGUCGCUAACAAAGUUUUUGUUACACGUACAAAAACAUGGUAGUGAUUGGGACUUGGGAUAGGUGUCAAAUACACAUUUGUAUAAUUUUGUCACUGUCGAAAACGACAUCAACAGUUGGGACUAGCUGAUGAAUGAUUGAAUGCACAAUUCAUUAAAUUAAAAUUGCAAUCUAUCCUAGUGUGAUUAUUACAUUGCAAAAGGCUGAGAUUUAAUUGGAAAAACUAUUUAAUCUGCAUAUGCUGUGCUCUUCAAAAUGAAAGUGUGAAGCAGAACACUCUGAAGCAUGCAGCGCAUACAGACUAUAUAUUUAGUUAAUCAAAUGACAGCUUUUUGGGGUUCAAUAAUAACACUGGGCCACAGAGCGAACUGCUUAUCCUGAGGUGAGAAACUAGUCAAAAGCACACAGAAAUGUCAAAAUAAAAGCUUAUCUAAUACUACUGUUUAGUAAUGUAAUUAAAUAACUAUUUCUCACAUUUGUGAGGUUCUGUAG
This is a messenger RNA of Xyrauchen texanus (razorback sucker), 5522 nucleotides long. Its product is annotated as endoplasmic reticulum transmembrane helix translocase-like. Gene Ontology annotation, molecular function: ATP hydrolysis activity; ATP binding; P-type ion transporter activity. Gene Ontology annotation, biological process: extraction of mislocalized protein from ER membrane; intracellular calcium ion homeostasis. The record is from RefSeq and is a predicted model, not a curated record. The coding region runs from base 99 to 3653 and encodes 1184 amino acids. Lineage: Eukaryota; Metazoa; Chordata; Actinopteri; Cypriniformes; Catostomidae. The transcript has 25 exons. Gene Ontology annotation, cellular component: endoplasmic reticulum membrane.